UUCUGUCACAUAGGUCCCCUGGGCUAAUAUCACUACAGCUGCGAUGGAAACCGAUGUUGUGUAGAAGAUUUGUCACGAUAUAAGGGAACACUUAUUGUGCACGUUGGCCUAUGUGAGGCUUUAUAGCAUAUAAAUACAGCCCUCUAUGGCGGCCGAGGUCAACCUGUGCUCAGCACAGAUGAUGCGUUAACGCACCGUAGACUACACAAGUUGUCUACAUUAGCUGCGUGGGGUUUGCUAUCAGCGUUUGUACUCUUCUGGCCGCGGUAACCUCUCACAGCCGGAUCCACGUGCCUGAUGGGAAGGGCAUGUGACGUAGCAGCUACCGGUAUAUACGUCACAGGUAAACAACUGUGGACUGUCACUCCUAUGGGCUUUUACCAACACUGGACACAGAUACUGCGUUCGUGAAGACGCUGUAAUAGACUUAAGAAUAGACAGUCAUAUAAUUAUUGUGAGAGUAUCACUUGAAAACUGUGGGUCAAGGCUACCAAGCAUAAGAAGGGCAAAUUUUGCGUUACGGAGAAGAUUAGGUUGGGAAAGUGGGUAACAGUUAAAUGAGAUUGUUUUUCAACACCUGAUUCAGGUGAAAAUAACUCUAACCAGACCAUGCCAUCAAGAUUCCACCAAACACCAGGUAUCAUAGUAACACUAGCUUUGGGUGUUAUACUAUGGAGUAGCUCAGCAGUCGGAGUUUCAGGUUUGACAUUUACUCUUCAUGGCGGACGGAAGACCGAUGGAAUUGUCAUGGUGGAAAAACAAGGCACAUUGCACUAUGUCUGUGUAAGGCCCCUGCUAGACGGAAGAGCUGCUAAAGCAAUAUGCAAGAAAAUGGGUUUAUCAAGCGCCAAUGCCUUGGUCAUGGACCCGAACAGGUACACAGACACUGAAGGGAUAAAAAGUGCUCUUAAGCUGAAGUUAAACUGUCCUCAGAGUAGCCAGGACUGUGAAGUGCGUGACACCAAUGAAUUCUGUUACGACGAUCCAUAUGGGCCAGUUAGAAAAGAGCUGGCUGCCUUGUAUUGCUAUGAUGAAGCAUUGCAAUACCGACUGACUAAGCCUCAUAACGAGAAGGUAGACAGAUUGGAGGUGAUGAUAAACAAGACUUGGGGACCUGUGUGUAGAACAGCACGCUCCGAAUCCUUUGCACGCGACGCCGUAAAGCCAUGGGACUACCAAGUACUGACGCUCGAGCUUAUGGUGGUGUUUAUAAUGGUGGAGACUUCCCAUCCAGUGCUCUAAUUCUGAACGAGUGUCUCAGUCCAGCAGGAACACCCCCGGGCUACUGUCAGUACAACAGGGUCGGACAGCCAUGCAUUAACGACAUGUAUUUGGGGUCUGUCGUGCGCAAAUGCUACAGAAGGACAAAUACGGCUGAAACCUGACUUCUUCGGAUUCCAGUCCGGCACAGUAGAAGUUUACCACCGCGAAGCCUGGCACAGCGUGGCCGUCAACCAGUCCAAAGCUUCAGCCAUUCAUGAGGCUACUGUUAUUUGUAGAACACUCAACUUUUCAACAAACGGAGUCGAGGGAAACGUAAGUAAAGUUUUCUCAGCACUGUGGCUCGAUAACGUGGAGUGUAAAGGGGACGAGACAAGUCUGUACGAGUGUAGCGGCUCCUCUUUGGAAAAUGUUCAGAAUACAACUUUCGGGCGUGGAUUGAAAGUGACGUGCGGCACCGGAGACGAUACUGUCCAACUCAGAGACGACGGUCUGUUGAUGAUGAGACGAGGAGGUCAGUGGGGAACUAUCUGUGAUCAAAAUUUCCAUAACUUAGACGCUGCUGUUAUCUGCAAAGCCUUGGAUAAACCAAGUUCUUUUUCCUGGGCGUCAACGGGCACAAAUGAUCCAAAGCGAACAGAAGUAAUUUGGACGGACCGUUUUUGGUGUAAAAGCAUAAAUGAUAACUGGCAAGACUGUCGUCAGAAAAAUUAUAUGAUGGCUGGCUGUACUCACAACACUGAUGUAUUCGUCACCUGUGGAACGUUAGACAAGUCGUCCGUCCAGUACCGUCUGUCUAACGGGCCGGUGCCAAUGUCGGGUGUUGUGGAAAUUCGUGUCAACGACACAUGGGGAGGUAUCUGUAGAACUGGAUUUACUCAUAAGGAGGCCGGAGUAGUAUGUCGCAGUCUUGGGCUAAGCACAGCUGGUGCAGAAGUUGUUAACCCUGAUAUAUUCCCAACACCUGGUGAUAGCCACAUUUGGCUUGGCGGAGUGAAAUGCAAAGGAUCCGAAACAUCUAUUUUAGAUUGUGAACACUACUAUAUUGGGCGCCCAAGAUGUGCAAGAUUACCCAAUGCGGCAGUCGCUGUCCAGUGCGGAGAAGCACCUGCAAAUAGGAUAGAAGAUUUCACACUGCGCCUUGUUGGAGAAGCCGACUCCAAACCCAGUCGUGUAGAGAUCAUGCUGAUGGGAGAAUGGGGAACCAUUUGUGAUGAACAGUUUGAUAGGGAUAAUGCCAAGACAGUUUGUCGACAGUUAGGCUUACCCAGCACGCUUGCGUCAGUAGCUGACAAAGGAACCUACCAACCAGGUACAGGGAAAAUCUGGCUGACAAAUACAAGCUGUUAUGGCUUUGAGUCUUCAAUCAAAGAGUGUGAAUACGUGUUAGCUUGGUCUAGUUGUGACCAUUCCCAGGAUGUCGGUGUCGUCUGCAAGGAAUUUACAAUUGACUAUGGCAGUGAUUCUAGAGUGCCAGUAGGACUCAUAAUUGGGGUGUCGAUUGGCUCCGUAGCCAUUCUCGGAGCGAUUGUAAUCUUCGUCAUGAUCAAAUUCCGACUGUUCAGACAAGCCCCUCCAGUUACUGUGCCGUCUCCCGUCCAGUAUUCUGCAGCACCAAAAAAUUCUCAGGCAUACAGCGGAUCCACUCCUCCACACAACCAGGAUCCUUUAAUACCAGCCUAGUAAUAUCUGUGUGUACAACUCACUGUAACUAUUGUAAUACUUCAGUAUAAAGAGCUUUUAUGGAUUAUUAUAUUUGAAUUUUUUAAAAUACUGUAUGCUUUAGGAAUAGUCUACUUUCAAGAUUUAUACAAUAUUAAAACAGCUUGACAAGGAAAAGGAAUGUUGGUACUCUGUAAUAUUUCUGCUCUCUUUUUCUCAUUAACAUUCCUUACGUGACAUUGACAGCGGCGUAAUAAAACUUUACAGUAGUUGCCAUUGAUUUGGAUAUCAGACAUGUUUACACGAAUUAGCCACGCUUUCACUGAAGGAUAGAUACUUGUUUAGUGAACGCAGAGAUCGAUUCCAGAGGGCCGUAUAUACUGAACUAAGGCCAAAUACAUAUAAAGCUUGGUUUAUUUAUUUAUUUAUUUGACUGAUGUUUAACACCAUACUCAAGAAUAUUAUACUUAUAAUCAGUAUUAUGAUAGAAGGAUAAACAGUUUCUUUUUUUUUUUAAUAAUGCAACAAUGAAACACUAUUGAAAUGUUGAGAUCUCUAAUACCAAAGUUUUUCUUGCUGUGGAAAUGGCCCCCAAUAAUACAGUGCAAAAGACAGUAUUGCGCUUUGAUACACAUUAUUAAAGAAAGGUUUGAUCUGAACAAUUAUAGGUCUAUGCUCACGCGAGAAUGAAGGCAUUGCAGUAGUGCUUUAUUUGAAACAGACGAAUAGGCUUCAUUUUCGCAGCAAUAACCAAGAAUCCAGAUAUAUAGGAUGUGCUGAAAGAAGAGAAGCAGAGAUUGACAAGGCAUUGGCGAAAGCAUUUCAUGGUUUUAACUAAAACUGUGAUGACGUGUGUAUCCAUUGGGUGCAAAAAAUACCAGUAAAACUUUUAUCUUAAUUUUGCUUUCAUUAACAAGUAACGUGGAUUUUUUUGUCUAUCGUAAAAGGAAUGGGGUUUGAUUUAAGUUUCAAUAUUAUCUAAAUCGAAAUGUGGCCUUAUUUGUAGACAGCAUUAUAACUAUUACUAUAGUAUUGAAAAGAUCAGUUUUAUGUGUGUCUGUAAAUUGUAUACUAGAUGUACAGAGAAUCUCAUAUAUGUGUGGUAUUAUCAUAUGAGAGAAUAAUACCGCCACUACUUAUUCUCCAAACCACCGCCUUUACAGAGGUGAUGUGUGAUGUGCAUCAACCGCUGGUGAAUAUACCAACAUUUCGAUUUCUCAUGAACAUAUUUAUUUGUGUUUGGUGUCUCCAAAUACAUGAUCCAUUUCGUUGUCAGCUGUUUAACUGGGCUUUAUCGCCUUUUGAUUUGUCUCAUUUGUCCUUCACUUCAGUUAAUUGUGUGUGUAAAACGUUAUUUUAUUCAUCGCUUAAUUCAUGUGUUACCCACAGCUUUCAACAUUUUCGAUUAUGUAUGGUAAGAUGUCUCUUACUGUCUGUAUUAGCUAUAUAGGUAUUUGUAUCAUCACAGAAUACAAUACCACCUCUUUUGUAUACAGGCAGGUGAAUUCUUCUACAACUUUAUACAUGCAAGUACAUUAUUACAUUAUGUAGUUAAGAUGGUUUGUCUUGUGUCGUUGUAUAAUAACAUAUGAUGUAGUUAAUGUUUUUGUACUGGGUCUAUAACGCCGCAUUCUGACAUUGUCAUGAUCUUUUGCAAUAUAACUCCUCCUUGGAACGUUAUGCAGAGAGGAUUCUAAGUAUUAAUCUCCCUGUCGCGUGGAGGAAAUUACGGCCCGCAGUAAUUAUGUCCCAAAUAUAAGUUUUUGGAAGGUAGUAUUUGACCGGACAUAUUUUUUCGCCUUAUAAUUUGUAAUUAAAUAAAUGUGAUAUGCAAUUUUCAA
Molecule: messenger RNA, 4724 nt
Organism: Liolophura sinensis
Lineage: Eukaryota; Metazoa; Mollusca; Polyplacophora; Chitonida; Chitonidae
Product: scavenger receptor cysteine-rich type 1 protein M130-like
Exons: 17
Coding region: 1720-2904 (394 amino acids)
Cellular component (GO): membrane
Source: RefSeq, a predicted model, not a curated record